Messenger RNA from Leptopilina boulardi, 2328 nucleotides. RefSeq lists its product as uncharacterized. NCBI's taxonomy places the organism in Eukaryota, Metazoa, Arthropoda, Insecta, Hymenoptera, Figitidae. The transcript has 2 exons. The coding region runs from base 1 to 2328 and encodes 775 amino acids. The record is from RefSeq and is a predicted model, not a curated record.
AUGGACAAUUUUUUCUAUAACUUCGAUUCAGACGAGGAUUCUGAAGAAGAAUUGGAGGAAGUUGACGUAGAUUUCGAAGACAACGUUUUGAAGAGAGCCAUUGGCACGUUUAUAUUACGACUAAGGGCGUCAUCCAAUUUGAGGCAACCAAAUAUUGACCAGAUUUUACUCAAUUUACGAGAAGUAGUUUCUACUUAUGUAAGAACUACUUUACAUCACGUUGAGGAAGUUUUGGAGCAGAAUGGUAUAGAGUUACGAGAAUUUGUUAAUAUCCAGGAAGAACUCAAUUUAAUUAACUGUACUCAAAAUUUGGAUACGAAGCAUAAGCAGGAUAAAUAUUUCGAACAUGCAUUCUCAAUGAUAAAGCCUCAAAGGUAUGAAUUGGGCAGGAGGUUUAUCAGACAUGGAACCGGCACCUGUGGGAAUGACCGUCCUACAAAAUUACAUAAGGACGAAAUGAUGAUUGUUCCAAUUGCCGACGUUCUUAAACAAUGGAUAAGACAUCCUGAGUUUAGAGAUGUCCUUCAGCAGCAUAUUCCUCGAGAUAACUUAUUGUCAUCUGACGAAGAUGGUCUUAUCUUUUUCCAAAAUGCCUUCUUUGCUCAAUAUAGGGAUGCAUUUAGAAUUAUUCUUGGAUUUGACGAAGCCCAGAUGUGCAACCCAAUUGGUUCUAAAGCUGGUCCUAAACACAACUUAGGAAUGAUAUAUUGGACUUUGGGAAAUAUACAUCCAAUGUACAGAUCCAAUUUAAAAUUUAUGAAUCUGGCUGGAAUUGUUAAAAGCGAAGACAUCCAAAGGUACGGCAUGGAUGCCAUUCUUGCACCAAUUGUUGAAAAUAUUCAAGGUUUGGCAAAUGGUAUUGAGAUUGAAAAUGGGGAUAUAAUUCGUGCAAACCUAUUUGCAAUCUGUGCAGAUAAUCUUGGUCAGCAUAAGAUAUCAGGAUUUAAAGAAGGUUUUACUGCGCAACAUCCUUGUAUUUCCUGCGAAGCUAAUUUACAUGAUGUACGAACAUUAACAACCGAGAAUGUUAAUUUAAUUAGAACUCCAGAAAGUUAUUUACGUCAAGUUUAUGAAAUUGAACACGCUGUUGGCGCAGAAAAGAUAAGACUUUCGAAACUUUACGGCAUUAAUCGAGAUACAAUCUUAAACCAAAUUGAAAACUUUAGUCCUGUUGUUAAUAUUCCUCCAGAUGUUAUGCACACUAUUUUAGAAGGUGUUUUUCAUAGAACAAUUCAGCUUUAUUUGCGAAAAAUGUGCCUUAUAGAUCAAAGAAUUACACUUGAUGAAUUAAACGAUAAACUGCAGAAUUUUGAUUACGGCUAUACUGAAUUGUUGUGCAAACCGUCUGUAAUUAAAAUGCAGCAUUUAACAAACAAUUUCCACCAAUCUGCAUCACAAACAUGGCUUUUAGCAGUAAUAUUACCACUUAUUUUGAGAAGUAUAGUAGACGAAGAUUGUGAGUAUACUCACAAUUUCUCAAAAUUAUUAGAAGUCUCGUCUAUUGUAAUGGGGCAUUCGAUUAAUAGAGGAAUGAUCGACUACUUAGCUAUGUGUAUAGCAGAAUACCUUACCGAUUUUAAAAGGUUGUACUCCGACGAAAAUAUGAACGUUGCGGAAAAUAUGGAAAAUAUGAACGUUGCGGAAAAUAUGGAAAAUGAGGUUAUGCAUAUUGACGGUGAUAUUGCGAUUGAAAAUAUUGGCAACGAAAAUGAUUCUGGUGAUGAAAAUGAGCCUUUCCAAAAUGAAGAAGGAAAAAAAUUCACACCAAAACAGCAUUAUAUGACUCAUUUUCCUCGCGAUUAUGUAAAAUUUGGUUCACUAGUUCAAUUUUGGUGCAUGAAAGUAGAAGCCAAACAUGCUUUAUUGAAGAACAAAGCAAAAUGUGUUCACAAUGCAAAAAAUCUUGCUUUCACAUUAGCGAAUUGGCAUCAAGUGAACCAAACUUUCCAAAUGACGCAUACAUUACUGAAAGAGGUUGUGACUGGACCAAGAAAAGUAAGAUUGACCGAGACCUUACCAUUUCAACAUUUAUAUCCAGAUAACCCAACACUAACAUUGGUUUCAUGGGUUAGAUAUAAUGGAACAAAAUAUACCGCCAGGAAGUGUUACAUUCCAGUAGGGUACAACGAUCAAAAUUUCUUGCCACUAUUUGCUGAAUUAUUCAAUAUUGUUAUUGAAGAUAAUUUGCCAGUUUUUAUAUGCCGAUUUGUCGAAACAGUCGAACAUAAUGUUCGACUAAUGGCUUAUAGAGUGGUAACUGAAGAAAACAAUUAUGUUAAAUUCACGUUUAGAGACCUCAUUUCACCCAAUGUGUAUCACAGUUCGUAA